This is a messenger RNA of Volvox carteri f. nagariensis, 981 nucleotides long. RefSeq lists its product as uncharacterized. The record is from RefSeq and is a predicted model, not a curated record. Gene Ontology annotation, biological process: charged-tRNA amino acid modification. NCBI's taxonomy places the organism in Eukaryota, Viridiplantae, Chlorophyta, Chlorophyceae, Chlamydomonadales, Volvocaceae. The transcript is spliced from 6 exons. Gene Ontology annotation, molecular function: tRNA adenosine(64)-2'-O-ribosylphosphate transferase activity. The annotation marks the transcript as partial. Gene Ontology annotation, cellular component: cytoplasm.
AUGAUCGACGACGCCGACGCAUUUUUGCCGCCGACUCAAGAGAGCAUUUGGAAGGUUACGCGGCAGUUAAAGAAGGAGCAAAGUUCGCUGUACAAUUGCGUUGCAUCAAUUUUAUCGGAUGCUGCCUUUGUAUCGGAAGUCAGGGCACUGUACCCGUCGUUGCCUCUAUUGGCGAACUUGCGUUGCGGUUUAUGGUAUACCCGUCAAGCCGAUGGUACUUGCUACUAUAAGUCUACAGAUGGCCACAACGGCAACUGGUCUUUCUCCUGCACGAGGAUCAACUGGCACGUAUGCGAGUUGGCCGCUAAGCACGGCGGCGUCAUUAUUGUGGAUGCGACGCGCAAAGGGAAGCGCUUUCCGGACGCCAUGACCAAGACAAUACCCAUAUGGGCCGCAGUGGUCAACCGUGCUGCUUGGCCACGACAGUGGCAGCUGCAGCGCAGGGAUGCUGGCAACGGUGUUGGCCAUGGUGACGGCGAUGGCGUUGGCGAUGGCUGGGACGUGGGGUUGCAUCUGCCGUUGUGGAUAUCGUCCAAUGAGCGGGCGCAAAUUGAGCGGCGGUUGGACGGUUGGGUGGAUGCGUUGCUGCGUGUCGGAGCAGAUGUGGAAGGGCUAGCCAAGGUCCUCCGCAAGCCGCUGCGGCCGCUAUGGAUCAGCCAGUCCUCGACCAUCUGGGUCGACCAAGUGGCACAACCCGACCAGCUCCCCUUCACGCCGCUGUACCUGGUCUCCGCCUCGCAGCCACACUCGUACCUGCGUCAGCAGCAGCAGCCACACGCUUGGACGUAUGUUUAUGUGCCAGGCGCCGGUGACGAUGAAGAGAGUUGGGCGGCGGGUUUGGCACCCGCAGUGUUUUGGGCACAUUACACGGAACUGCUGCAGGCGGGCCCGACGGGCGUGUACAACGCCGUACAUCAGAUACUACGACGGGAGGCAGCGGCUCUAGCGGAGCAUGGUGCAAACAGCACCAUCCUCGCCGCC